AUGGCUUCAUUUUUAAUUACAGAAUGUUUAGAGAAGAUUUUUUUAAAUUUUCUUGAUAUCCCAGCUGGAGAUACAAGUACCAAUUCGUCAACAAUAAACACAAGCACCAAUACGUCAACUGGAGACUUGUAUGCCUGCACAUUAGUAUCUAGGUAUUGGUGCAAAGUGUCAACACCAUUAUUGUAUUCUUAUCCAUUUCAUCAUUUUCGCAAUUUGACCUAUCGAGAUGAUGAUGUGAAAUCGAAGAUUCUAGAUCACUAUUUUAAACUAAUUCAUACAUUAUUAAAAUGUAUUCCUCAUGAUAUUGAACAAACCUUAAAUGAACCGUAUUUAGCCAUGCAUUUUCAUUUAUCGACCUUUAAUUAUAUUUCUUUCAUCCGUGGGUUGAUUUUUCAUGAUGUGAUAUUUCACUGUCACCGCCAGGAUUGGUUUACUUAUCUUGGUCUAGAGACUACGUCAGUAGAUUUUUUCUCGCUUAUGGUACUUUUUACAAAAUUUUUAUGCAAACAUUGCAAUAAUUUGACGAUACUGGAGUUCCCAUUCAAGAUAGAAGUUUCAUUAUUCGAUGAUAUGAUCGAAUUAUUAUCUCCGAAAUUGGACAAUUUAAAAGAAUUAUAUUAUCAUGGUAAAUCUUGUCAUGGUUUGCCUUUAAAAAGUUGUUAUAGUAAUAUUCCAAUGCACUUUUAUUCAAAACUUGACAAUAUUCGUAGUAUAAACUUACUUUGCAGCGACAUCGUUGAAGCAAUUUCAUUAUCAAAAUUCAUUCCUUUGCAAAAUAGGUUGCAACACUUCAUCUUGUCAGAUUAUCAUUCGGCUGCGAAUUCUAACAAUGGUAAAUACAAUAUCGUAAUCAAUUCAUUAUCUGCUCAAAAGGAUAGUUUACAAGUAUUAGAGUUAAGAAAUGUAUCCUUCAAAAAUGUAGAUGGUAAAGCCAUCGACUUACUGGGACUACUCAAAAAUAUUAGAAAGCUGAAGCUAUUUUGGUGUCGUCAAUUUAAUAUUAAAUUGAAUUCUUGGACAAGGAAUUUACCAAAGAUUGAAGAAUUUGAAUUUAUUGGAUUCUAUAUUGAGGAUAUGUCAAUUAGCUUUAUAAUUAAAUUAAUUCAAUCCGCUUCACUUACGUUGACUCGAUUAGUUAUAGAUUAUGACAGGGUGGAUGCCUUUGAUUACAAUGUUACUCAAAUAUACGACCAAAUUCCACUUUACUUGCACUCAUUAACUCAUUUAACUCUUACUCAAAUCCGUCAAACAGAGUUGGUCCCUAUAUUUACUUCAUGUAUUAAACUAGUUUACCUUAGUAUUAUCCCUAUUGGAAAAAUUGAAGGUUACCUUGAGAAUGUAAUUCCAAAAAGGUUACAAAUUAUACAGUUUAGAAAGGUUGAUUUUAUAAAUAUUGAUACUUUGGGGCCUUCCUUGAAGAAGUGUGUAAAUGAUGGCGGUAAAUUGAAGUAUUUGGAAAUUAAAGGAAGAUGCAACGUGAGUCAAGAGUGUUUUGAUCUAGUUGGAAAACUUGGUGUGAAAUUAAUAAUUUAUAGGGCAUAA
Messenger RNA from Funneliformis mosseae, 1542 nucleotides. The record is from the annotation of a GenBank genome assembly. Lineage: Eukaryota; Fungi; Glomeromycota; Glomeromycetes; Glomerales; Glomeraceae.